AUGGAUCCUGUUGGUAAUACAAUUGGACUAUUACGAUUUGUGCUCAACUCCUUCAGUCAAAUCCAACUGGCACGAGAAUUUGAAAGCGAAUUCGAAAGAUAUCAGCCAAAGCUUGAUCUUAUUCAGCUGCGCCUCUCUCGAUGGGGUGAAAUCGUCAAGCUCAACAACAAUAGCAAUAUCGCAAGCAAAGAUCUUGCAACGCCUGUCAAUAGAGGAGAAGGCUUAGAAAACCCAAAAGGGGAUCCUACAACUGGAAUUCUCCUCGAAAUCCGAGACACCGUUGCCAAGGCUCAGAGAGAUGCUAGGAAGAUAAAGAGUGGCACCUCAUCAGACCAGCUCCUCGACGCUGAAGUAUGCCUUCCAGCUGAUCUUAGGGGAUUGCAUACUCGCUUCAAGGGCCUUCUUAGUAAACGGACAUCCCAGACAGUAAAAGUGGUAGAAGGCCUAAAAUGGGCCUUUUACAAGCGAGACCACUUCGACAGAUUUAUCGCAGACAUUUCUUCUCUUACUGAUAAUCUGGAAGGUCUGCUGCCAGAGGGUGACAGGCAAAAGCUCUGGGAACUCAGCAGCGAUGAGUGCGAAGGGAUCAAUAAGCCCAAUCUAGAAGAACUGAAAGACAUUGCCCAGGAUUGCGACCCGAUUAUUGAGAAUGCGUCGGGUGAGGCACUGAGAAACGCUCGAGGCGGCGCCAAUAACGUUACGCAGACACACAACAUCGGCAACGUGCUGGGGUUUAACAAUGGCAACUUCAAUCUCACUCCUGCAGAACUGGCUGAGAACGAACAUCGGAGGGCAGUAAAGGCUUGGAACAAAUUUAAACCAUGUGGCUUGCUACUGGAAAUAAAAGAAUUGGAAGCCUGGUUUAACAUGCAAUGUCAACAGUCUGUUCUUUGGAUAAGUGGUUGCCCGACUAACCCUAACAUUUCCAGGUCCUAUAUGAUUGAGUAUAUUCGAGAAAAAAAGAUAAAGAGACCUUCUAAACCAUGUCAUCUCUUAUAUUACUACAUCGACAGGACAGUCACCGGAAGUUCUUAUCGCAACCUACAACAAGCAUUCUGGCAGCAAGCUUACCCAUCGGAUCGUGUACAAGUGCACGUUCUUAACAAUCAGGAUAGAGAGGAUAGCAGUAUCCUCGAUGUGUUAGUCGAAAGAUUAGCUGCAGCUCACCGCGACGUAUACAUCAUUAUUGAUGGCCUAGAUCAACUCCCUCGAAGACACAGCAAGGAUGGCGGCCACCUCGCUGUAGCUAUUAGCUCACAAAACACUCCGUCUUUUGAUCGUGGGAAAGAGUAUGAUAAGGUCUUUGAUCUCCGACUCCGGCCCAGUUACAUGUCUUCGGAUAUUCGGAAUUACCUAGGAAACAGCUCUGGUGAUUCGACUAUCUUCAUGGGGACCAAAGAUCUUCGAUGA
Messenger RNA from Trichoderma harzianum CBS 226.95, 1410 nucleotides. RefSeq lists its product as hypothetical. The record is from RefSeq and is a predicted model, not a curated record. The transcript is spliced from 4 exons. Bases 1 to 1410 code for a protein of 469 amino acids. NCBI's taxonomy places the organism in Eukaryota, Fungi, Ascomycota, Sordariomycetes, Hypocreales, Hypocreaceae.